AUGUUCAUUAUUGCAUAUGCUCUUUAACUCAAUAUUUAUUUAGGUAAAUUAUAAGAUCCACUAAUACUACCCAAUCGAACUGGUAUGCUUGUAGACAUUUUUUAUGAUGUCAUUGACUCCUUUAAAACUCGUAGAAAUGAACAAAUAGAUUUACUUUAUGUUGAUCAACCUGAUUAAGCCAAUAUAACUUUUAGCUUUCUUCGAAAUUAUAAUUAAGAAAAGAGCAUUGUUCUAACAUAAGAUGCAAUUCAAUUGGAUUAUUCUGAAUAUGAUGUAUUUCCUAUGAGUUAUACAAGUAGUUGUCAAAACCAAUACUUACAGAAAAUUAUAUUUUUAUUUAUCCAAGUCUUGUUGUUACACUUUUCUCUAGAAUUGUAUGGGAACUCUUUUUCAAUUACAUUAUCAUUAUAUUUCCUUGGAUUAUGCUUUAUGCAAAUUUUAUGAUUUUUUUCCUUUCAAAACAAAAGUAUAGAACCUACUCCAAAAAAAUACGUGUAUCACUUUAAAUUCUUGUUGGCAAUCAAGAAACCAAUCAGUAAUUUAACCAUUUAAUCAAUAUAGAUCUACCUUAAUACUAAAAAUCAUGUUUAUUAUUAUAACUUUUUUAAUAAGUGCCAUCAUAUUCAUUGAUUUUAUAUAUGUUGUAGGAAAUGCAAUAUAAAGACAAAAUUUUAAUUCUCUUAAUGAUUUAGCCAUGAAUCAAUUUCAAUUAUGUUCUGUUAAAAAUGAUAGAUUUGUCUCUGAAAUGAUUUAACGUUAUAGAGACAUUAGUUAUCAAGAAGAAGAAAAUAUUAAAUAAUGCAUUGACGUACUUCAUUCCAUCAAUUAUACAAGAUGCUCUUUAAAAAUGAAGAUGCUGUCAUUUUUGUAAGUGAAUUCUAAUAUGGACUCUUUCUAAAGAACUAUCCAGAAUAUACAUACUUAAAGUACUAAUUAAAGUACAACUCUUAUAGAAGUUAUCAAUUAUUAUUUAAUUAAACAAUUGAUUUUAAUAUCAGAAAAGUAAUUAUUAAAUAUUUAAACUAGGAUAUCAAUGCCUCCAUAGAUUAAUUAUGGCCUUAAAAAUAUGAUCUGGAUGUUAGGAAGAAAUAUUUAGUUUAAUUGGUCUAUGUUAAAUCUGCAGUAGUUUCCUUAAUUUUUACUAAUAAAACUUUUCUCACUACUAGCAUCAUGAUAUCGAUAACUUCCAUUCUUUUAAUUUAAAUAUCAAUUGUAAGAAAAUAAUGUAGAUUAUGUCGUAAAAAAUUACCUUUUCCAUUCAUAUCCCAUAAAGCCAAGGUAAUACGUACCAAAGAAACUAAAACAAAUAUGAAUGAUUCAUAAAUAUUUAUAACAGGGAUUCUAGAAGAACUAAAAAAUUGA
Molecule: messenger RNA, 1362 nt
Organism: Paramecium pentaurelia
Lineage: Eukaryota; Ciliophora; Oligohymenophorea; Peniculida; Parameciidae
Source: the annotation of a GenBank genome assembly